GUAGCAAAACAUAUUUUUGCUAGUUGGCAGGCUCAAUUAUCUGCUUUUGAAUUUGAUAUUCAAUAUAUUAAAGGAGAAAAUAAUUCUCUUGCUGACUACUUAACCCGUGAAUUUUUGCAGGGUGAUGACAACCCCUUAUAGGGGAAGAGGCCGAGGCCGCGGAUUUGGCCGUGGUAUUGGUAGUGGAAGAGGAGGUAACAAUAUGUUGCCUUACCAAGAAUCUAAUAUUUCCCUAAUAGGGGAUUGGACCACAGUGGGAAAACUCAGGCAAUUGCCUGCCCCACCUAAGAAGGAAGACCAACCGUCUUCAUCUUCAAAAAAGAUAAUAUCUUACAAAGAUAUAAUAGUUAAUGAAUCCAAGGAACAGGCAUCCGAAUAUUUUGAGAAUCCUGUCACUGAAAAAAUAAUUCACAUUGAUGAAGAAGAUUUGUCAUUAACCCGUAAUGACGGAUGGUCAAUCAAAACAAGAUAUCUAGAAUCCAGAGGAUAUGCUGGACUUUUUGGCAAAUCAAGGCCAAAUUUAGAAAUUUUGCUAACAGUUACUGAAUCAGUAACUAUAACACAUUAUUACCAGAAUAAUAACCCAGAAAGUUUUAUAAACUUUAGUAAAUGUCACAUAAAUAAAAUAUUAUUACCAAGAGAAUGGGGUCUAAAUCCAAACGGAGAAAAAGCAAUAAAAAUUGCUGAGGAUAAAUACAUCUACUUUAAUUAUUGGGAUUAUAUCCAGGCUUUUACCCAAGCUUUUUAUUAUCAAAAUCCGAAAAACAAACAUUCUUGGUUUUUCUCGAUAAAUCCAGAGAUUGUGGAUAAACCCAUACCAAAUUGGUUUUUUAAUUGGUGGAUCAAAUUUGGUCCUUCUUUAGAAAUCUUACCUAAGGAAGUAGGAGAAUUAUAUACUCCGUGGUGUGAGAAUAGCUCUUUAAUAUCAAAAAUAGCUUCCAAUAAACUUAUUACAGGACAAUGUCCCUGUUUAUUCUUCAUUAAAUUUCAAAUUCCAUGGAUAUGGAGAUGGACAGUAACCAUAUCCAAAGAUAUAUUUAAUAUCCCCAUUUUAGAAAGAAAUUUCUUUUACAAAUGGUGGACCAAGAAGAGUUCUGAAGAUAUUCAGGAUUUAAUAUCCAGGGUAAAAAUUGUUAUCAAUGAGGAUAAAGCCACAGGCACAAAAGAUCAUAGCCACCAGUACUCUAUGGCUGAUUUAAAAGAUUAUUUUCAAAGGAAAUAUCCUAAAGAAUCAGAAGAAGAAGUCAUGGUCAGAAUUUUGGAUCAUAUGAAAACCCAGUUUUUCAAUACUUUUCCCUCAACAGUAAAAGGAGAUGAUAUGUCUACCUCUUCCCAAGGAUCCGUUGGUCAAAAUAUGUUUGAAGGUUUAGCUGGAGAAUCUCAGCCAGAUGAUGAACCUACCCAGGAAGAUUUCUGGGAUGCCAUGAUUCAGUCAAUAAAAACCAAGAAAGACAAGAGCUAG
Messenger RNA from Trifolium pratense (red clover), 1462 nucleotides. RefSeq lists its product as uncharacterized. The transcript is spliced from 2 exons. Lineage: Eukaryota; Viridiplantae; Streptophyta; Magnoliopsida; Fabales; Fabaceae. The coding region runs from base 125 to 1462 and encodes 445 amino acids. The record is from RefSeq and is a predicted model, not a curated record.